This is a messenger RNA of Alternaria ventricosa, 975 nucleotides long. RefSeq lists its product as uncharacterized. The transcript has 3 exons. The record is from RefSeq and is a predicted model, not a curated record. Lineage: Eukaryota; Fungi; Ascomycota; Dothideomycetes; Pleosporales; Pleosporaceae. Bases 1 to 975 code for a protein of 324 amino acids.
AUGGCUGGAAGAAAGCGAGCACUCGAGCCUGCCAUUGAUGGCGGGCCUGCUGCUGCGACAAGCACCCGUCGCAAGCGCGCUCGCAAAGAGGUGGUCAACGACAAAUCUCUGCUGCUGAAGCUCCCCGGAGAGUUGAGAAACCGCAUCUACGAGUUCAUCAUGGAAGACGUGAAAGAGUACAAGAAGGGUAAGACUUCAAAAGCACCGAAACGUGAAGGAGCUGGGUAUCGGAACUUCCGCAAUGAUGAACCCAUCCACAUCAAGUACACUUCUGUCAAAUCUCGCAAGCGCUACAAGACAGAUAAGCAAUGGGCUACCGCACACGACCGUCGCCCUUACUUCGGUUUGACCCAAGCCUGUCGUAUGCUGCGCGAAGAGUUCCGACCUCUCUACAUGAGCGAACUUGGGUUUUGCAUCGAUCUGCACGUUGACAAGUACCUCGCUACCUUUGGAGCCAACGAAGAAGAACAGAUGAUCGGUCAGUCUGUUGCGAACAUCGUGCAAGCUCCGCUUUCAGACGUUGGAACAGACUUGCUUCCUUUCCUGGAGAGGCUCCGUGAACUGAAGCAGCCGCGAGUGGACGACUAUCGCGUGACAUACGAUGGACAGCAACACUGGAACCGAGACAAUCUGCUAGCUAUACUCUGUUAUGAGUGGCAGCAAGACACAGGUGAUCUUACCAGAGCCAAAACUGGCAUCACCAAGAUCACUUUCGUCAAGAGCCUGGAGGCCGAGCGUCACAAACAAUCGAACGAGAUUCCGAUAUUGGUUGUGGAUUUGGAUGCAGAUUUUUUCGUGUCGCAGACCCAACGGAUCAUGAAAGCUCAUAUGGAAAAAUUGCUCUAUUGCUUUGAACUGGAAGAAGUCGACAACAUGGUCACCCAGUUUCGUUGUGGGGGUGAGAGCUUUUCUUUUCGCAGUGAGGCGAAUUGGUACGAAAAAGACCCAGCUACAAUCGUGCGACUUCGUGACUGA